AUUUAAUUCGUAUUGUCAACCCUACGCAUCAAUAUUUGUGUGUAUUUUUCACAGCAUAUGUAAAAAUAACAAAUACAAUUAAAAUGCAUGCGUAUGCAUCAGAGUCCGAGGCCAUAAAAUCCGCCACCUACGUGGACAAUUACCUGGACUCAGUGGAGAAUCUGCCGGACGACGUUCAGAGGCAGCUUUCUCGCAUACGCGACAUUGACGUUCAGUACAGAGGCCUAAUACGAGAUGUGGACCACUACUACGAUCUCUACGUGUCGCAGUUGAGCUCGGCGGAUUCCAAGAGCCGAUCGUAUGCACGUAUGCAUCAGAGCCUAAUACAAGCGCAGGAGCUGGGAGAUGAAAAGAUGCAGAUUGUAAACCAUCUGCAAGAAAUAAUUGAUGCGAAGGUAAGACAGCUAGAUACGGAUCAGCAUAAUCUCGACUUGAAGGAGGAUCGUGAUAGUUACAUACUUACGGAUGAUGGGCAGCCAUCGAAGCUGCAGAGAUUACAGAGUCCAAUGCGUGAUCAAGCAAAUAGUACAGGCAACAGUGGGCUGAAUGGUAAUAGCCUAGGCAGCAGUGUAGCUCAUGUCGUGGGAAAGGAGCACUACGGAAGUAUAGCUUUCUCGGUUAUGGGUGCUUCAAGCUCUGGCGGUGGUGUUAGUAGUAAUGGUGGGAACUCGACGCCAACAUAUGACCGUCAUUUGGGCAAUGGCAUAUCUAUGGUCAGUAGUGGAGGCGAGUUGCAUCGCUCCGGCAGCAAGCGCUCCCGGCGGCGCAAUGAGAGCCAAACAAAUAAUGGAAACUCAAUGGAAAUGGGCGGUAAUGAAUCGAAUUCGGCCAAUGAAGGUGGCAAUGGGAAUGGAAGCGAUCGCAAGACGUCUUUGGUCAGCGGCGGCGUAGGUGGUGUUGGUCAGCGUAAGAGCAGUGUACAAAUGGCAAGCGGAAAUGUUGCAAGUAGCCUUGCAGGCGGUUCCACCAGUGGUGGUGGUGGCAAUAAUUCUGGCAAGAAGAAGAAACGCAAGGUACGCGGCGCUGGCGCAAUGAAUACAGCAGCGAAUGCUCGCGAGGAAACACCACCGCCUGAUCCUAUUGAUCCAGAUGAGCCCACAUAUUGCGUGUGCAACCAGAUCUCAUUUGGAGAGAUGAUACUCUGCGACAAUGAUUUAUGCCCUAUCGAGUGGUUUCACUUCUCGUGCGUUUCGCUUGUCUUCAAACCAAAAGGCAAAUGGUUCUGUCCGAACUGUCGCGGCGAGCGUCCCAGUGUCAUGAAGCCAAAAGCGCAGUUUCUCAAGGAACUGGAGCGCUACAACAAGGAGAAGGAAGAGAAAACUUAAACAAACCCACAAAGAUAUUUUGUGUCCAACACUAAACAGUUACAGAUUAGAGAUUGCUCUCUAAUCUAUCGCUCUGUAAAUUACUCACUUCUAAUUAUGUAGUUGUUGUAAAUUCUCUUUUACUAGCUUUAACAUAAGAUUUGAACGCUCUUGUACACAUUUUAUGUUUUCCGUGGUCGGAGGUUUGCCAAUUUUCAUUUGAAGUGUAUCUGUAUAAAAUUAAUUUUAACAUAUGCUAAUAAACAUUAAUAUUAUCUUGAGUA
Drosophila busckii is the source of this 1588-nucleotide messenger RNA. Its product is annotated as inhibitor of growth protein 2. Gene Ontology annotation, cellular component: nucleus. NCBI's taxonomy places the organism in Eukaryota, Metazoa, Arthropoda, Insecta, Diptera, Drosophilidae. The transcript is spliced from 3 exons. Gene Ontology annotation, biological process: positive regulation of DNA-templated transcription. The coding region runs from base 84 to 1325 and encodes 413 amino acids. The record is from RefSeq and is a predicted model, not a curated record.